AUGAAAAUCAUUUUAUUUUUCAGUUCUCUGAUGAUGGAGUUAACAAGCGAGUUAACAAUGUCUAUUGGAAGUAUGGUGUGCUGGAACUUUGGAGAUCAGGUGCGGAGCAGGGACUUUCAGUACCUUCUCCACUGUGUUAGUGUUCAGGAAAAAGAUCAGCUUAUGCAUGACCUCUGGGAGCAACACACUGAGGAGAUGAAGAUUUUAGAAGGUAACAUUUUAACUGUAUGCAAUAAGGAUUGUACUGUAGAAUUUCAGCCAGGUGCAGACAUGUCAUGGCAGAGCUGGGCUGCCAAUGAACUCAACCAAACAGCUACAUAUCCUUCCCCUUAUGCCAAUGUGCAUAAAGGUAACAUGUGCACCAUGGGUGGAACUAUUGGUUUCAGUGACAGUGACACCUGGAAGCCCUUCACUUUAGAGAAAAGAAAGUCACAUGUUGAAAAGGUAAGAAAUUUUAUGUCUUCUCUUCCUUCUAGUUUGACAGAAAAAAACAGGCAUGCUAGAAAGCUACAGUUCAUGGCUGAGAAUGGCAUCCGACAGCUAGGAUGGAUUGGGCAGUUUGCUGACCGGUUGAGGCCAGAACCAAUGCAUUGUGAGAUCAAUGCUGGGCAGCACUAUAUUGAUCUUCUUUACUUGGAAGCAGUGAUGCGAAAGAAAUUUGACCCUUUUGUUUCUGUUUUGGCAGCACCCUUGGGUAGAGGAGAUGAAGAUGACAUUGAUGAAGUACAACCGCAAAAGUCACUUGUGAAGAUUUCUAGCCUUGAGAGUGUUGGUGAGCGUGCUAGACAGCAAGACCUUUUACAACAAUCUGAGGAGAAACUGAGACAACACCUUGAAAAGGCAGGUAAUGGUAGUGUGAGGAAAGCUUCAGGUAAGAGGGGAUGUGGGCUUGGGUAUCUUGCCUCAAUAGUUAGGGAACACUACAGCGAUGAAUCUAACAGACAUAACAAGUUGCCAGUGAGACUGAUAGGCAAUCAAGCAAUUGCCUUGGCAAGAUAUUCCUACCGUCUUGUUGACACUUUAAAAUGUGAAAAUGAAACAGAGGCACAGAAAGCCAAACGGCUGGCUCUUGGAAAAAUAGGUGAGUAUUUGAGAAAUGCUGGGGGACUUUUUAACAGAAUUGAGACUAAUUCUGCUCAAGUUGCAAGACUGAAGGAAGUGUGCGAAAUGUAUUUCAAUCUCAUCUCUUUGUUUUUUCCUUCCAGUGUGAAUGUCACAACAUGGACUGUGGGAUAUGCUAUUCCCUGUCAUGCAAACUUGUUGUUUAAAUUGUAUAAGGUUGGUUAUGGCAUUGUCUCAUUGCAGGCUAAAGAGGCCAAACAUUCUGGUGUGAAGGAUGAUUUGACUUUAACUAACAGGUCAACUGCAAUAACUCCCAUUGGUAAGUGGUGGCAAGUUAUGAGAAGUAACUAUGUUCGCUCCUUUUAUCUGCCAGAACAUCAGCCCAUGCCCUCCUCUUAUACUUCACACUACCAGUCUCGCUCCCCACCCCAUUGUAACCAUUCAAAGUUUUGUAAAUGUGGUAGAGAUAAAGACAGACAUGAGCUCACUUGUGACGUCUGUCUGUCUAGCAUUGAGGUUGUGACCUCUGCAAACAAGAGAGAACUGACACACUCAUUGUUGUUCACUUUUAAACCAGUGGUUUGCAAACAGUGCAACACCCGUUUCGCUGAUAACGUAUUAUUGUCGUCUCAUUUAAAGUUCUGCAAUUUUUCUGGGUUAACAAGUUCAAAAAUAAAACCAGGUACAAUGACAGUACCUGCCUUGAAAGAAGCCUUGCGCUUAAGAUUAUUGAGUGUGGCAGGUAAUAAGGAGGUUCUUGUAAAACGUCUUGAAGGUGCUCUAGCUGGGGAAGGUUAG
Molecule: messenger RNA, 1860 nt
Organism: Porites lobata
Lineage: Eukaryota; Metazoa; Cnidaria; Anthozoa; Scleractinia; Poritidae
Source: the annotation of a GenBank genome assembly